This is a messenger RNA of Octodon degus (degu), 2623 nucleotides long. It is a transcript of the gene Slc25a12, whose product is annotated as solute carrier family 25 member 12. NCBI's taxonomy places the organism in Eukaryota, Metazoa, Chordata, Mammalia, Rodentia, Octodontidae. Bases 118 to 2154 code for a protein of 678 amino acids. Gene Ontology annotation, molecular function: L-glutamate transmembrane transporter activity; L-aspartate transmembrane transporter activity; calcium ion binding. The transcript is spliced from 18 exons. The record is from RefSeq and is a predicted model, not a curated record. Gene Ontology annotation, biological process: malate-aspartate shuttle; L-glutamate transmembrane transport; aspartate transmembrane transport.
CAUAGGGACGCGCGCGGCGCCGGAGCGGGAGGGGCGCGGCCGGGGAGGCGCUGCGCGCGCGCCCUGACAGCUCGGCCCCGCUCGCUCUCUCGCUCGUCCCCGGCUUCCGAGCACAGCAUGGCGGUCAAGGUGCAGACGACCAAGCGAGGUGAUCCUCAUGAGUUAAGAAACAUAUUCCUACAGUAUGCGAGUACUGAGGUUGAUGGGGAACAUUAUAUGACUCCAGAAGACUUUGUGCAACGCUAUCUUGGACUAUACAAUGAUCCCAAUAGUAACCCGAAGAUCGUGCAGCUCUUGGCAGGAGUAGCUGAUCAAACCAAGGAUGGGUUGAUCUCCUAUCAAGAGUUUUUGGCUUUUGAAUCUGUUUUAUGUGCUCCAGAUUCCAUGUUCAUAGUGGCUUUCCAAUUGUUUGACAAGAGUGGAAAUGGAGAAGUGACAUUUGAAAAUGUCAAGGAAAUUUUUGGACAGACAAUCAUUCACCAUCAUAUCCCUUUUAACUGGGACUGUGAAUUUAUCCGACUGCAUUUUGGACAUAAUCGGAAGAAGCAUCUUAACUACACAGAAUUCACACAAUUCCUGCAGGAGCUGCAGUUGGAACAUGCAAGACAGGCCUUUGCUCUAAAGGACAAAGGCAAAAGUGGCAUGAUUUCUGGUCUGGAUUUCAGUGACAUCAUGGUUACCAUUCGGUCUCACAUGCUUACUCCUUUUGUGGAGGAGAACUUAGUUUCAGCUGCUGGAGGAAGUAUUUCCCACCAAGUUAGCUUCUCCUACUUCAAUGCAUUUAACUCCUUACUGAAUAACAUGGAACUUGUUCGGAAGAUAUAUAGUACUUUAGCUGGAACAAGGAAAGAUAUUGAAGUCACCAAAGAGGAAUUUGCUCAGAGUGCCAUACGCUAUGGCCAAGUCACCCCACUGGAAAUCGAUAUCCUCUACCAGCUUGCAGAUCUGUAUAAUGCUUCAGGGCGCUUGACUUUGGCAGAUAUCGAGAGAAUAGCCCCACUGGCGGAGGGGGCCUUACCUUACAACUUGGCAGAACUUCAGAGACAGCAGUCUCAUGGGUUAGGCAGACCCGUCUGGCUCCAGAUUGCCGAAUCUGCUUACAGAUUCACUCUGGGCUCCAUUGCUGGAGCUGUGGGAGCCACCGCGGUGUAUCCGAUCGAUCUGGUGAAGACCCGGAUGCAGAACCAGCGCGGCACCGGCUCCGUGGUCGGGGAGCUCAUGUACAAAAAUAGCUUUGACUGUUUUAAGAAAGUCUUGCGUUACGAGGGCUUCUUUGGACUCUACAGGGGUCUGAUACCACAGCUCAUUGGGGUUGCUCCAGAAAAGGCCAUUAAACUGACUGUUAAUGAUUUUGUCCGAGAUAAAUUUAUGAAAAGAGAUGGCUCUAUUCCACUUCCAGCAGAGAUUCUUGCUGGAGGCUGUGCUGGAGGCUCCCAGGUCAUCUUUACCAACCCACUGGAGAUUGUGAAGAUUCGCCUGCAGGUGGCUGGAGAGAUCACCACAGGACCCAGAGUCAGUGCGCUGAAUGUGCUCCGGGACUUGGGGCUUUUCGGUCUGUAUAAGGGUGCCAAAGCGUGUUUCCUCCGAGACAUUCCCUUCUCUGCAAUCUAUUUUCCUGUUUAUGCUCAUUGCAAACUCCUUCUCGCUGAUGAAAAUGGACACGUGGGAGGUAUAAAUCUCCUGGCAGCUGGAGCUAUGGCAGGUGUGCCUGCUGCUUCUUUGGUGACCCCUGCUGAUGUCAUCAAGACAAGACUGCAAGUGGCCGCUCGCGCUGGCCAGACAACAUACAGCGGUGUCAUUGACUGUUUCAGAAAGAUCCUCCGGGAAGAAGGGCCCUCAGCAUUUUGGAAGGGGACUGCAGCUCGAGUGUUUCGAUCCUCACCCCAGUUUGGGGUUACUUUGGUCACCUAUGAACUUCUCCAGCGGUGGUUUUACAUCGAUUUUGGAGGCCUCAAGCCCUCUGGCUCAGAACCAACACCCAAGUCACGCAUCGCAGACCUUCCUCCUGCCAAUCCUGAUCACAUCGGCGGAUACAGACUUGCCACAGCCACUUUUGCUGGCAUUGAAAACAAGUUUGGCCUUUAUCUUCCCAAAUUUAAGUCUCCUAGUGUUGCUGUGGUUCAGCCAAAGGGGGCGGCAGCAGCGGCUCCAUGAUGCAGUGGGCGACAGAGUGGCAGAGUGGCACCGCGAGGAGAGGCAAGAAGAACAGUCCUGUGAUGUAUCCGGUCAGCUGCAUGGUGCUGGCUGAGCGGGGAGUCAAACUAUUCUUUCUCUAGGACAUAUACAUAUAUUUGUUUAUAAAGUAAUCAUUUGCCCAGGGGAAAAAACCACAAGGCAGUCUCAAGCUUUAGUCUUAUUUGUUGAAAUAUUUUCUAAGCCGUGGCAUGAAUUAGUGUUCUAGCCCCUACUCUGCCCAGCUUGUCCUCCCAGUGACUGUACAUAUUGUACAUCUUUGUACAGACAUCUCGGCACCUCAUCCCAGCCAAUCACAUUUAUAGAAUGUAACAAUCGGAGUGGCUUAAAAUGUACAGAAUGUUUUGAAAGUGUUUUAUUAAGAGUCACAUAAGAAUAAAUGUAUUUAAAUCUCUUAUUGGUGACUUACGGAAAUAAAGUGUCAAUAUUG